Messenger RNA from Globicephala melas (long-finned pilot whale), 4390 nucleotides. RefSeq names its product zinc finger HIT-type containing 3 (gene ZNHIT3). Gene Ontology annotation, cellular component: pre-snoRNP complex; nucleus. Gene Ontology annotation, molecular function: protein binding. The record is from RefSeq and is a predicted model, not a curated record. Gene Ontology annotation, biological process: maturation of LSU-rRNA from tricistronic rRNA transcript (SSU-rRNA, 5.8S rRNA, LSU-rRNA); snoRNA localization; box C/D snoRNP assembly. NCBI's taxonomy places the organism in Eukaryota, Metazoa, Chordata, Mammalia, Artiodactyla, Delphinidae.
CGCGUCUCCAGUCUUUGGCGUUGGCGCCGGGCUCGGCCCGCCUGGAAUUUGCUGGACAGCGUCUGCCAAGCAGCGGAGCUCUGGAAACCGUUCUGCCUCGAUUAUUACCUCGCCUCUCUCCAGGUCUGGCCCUGCUCCUCGGCUGACGCUGAGAAGGCGUGAGGCAGCCUUAGACAGCCGCUAGGAGGGCGUGAUGGGGGACCAGGGAGAGCCAGACCACAUCAGUGUGGACCUCUAGUUGCUGGGGCCCAGAGUCAUACCCGUAUUUCUUCUCUGAACUAGCCAUUGCCCAGAGGAGCUGUACCCGGCGUCCUUCACUUCUUGGUGUUCCCCAACGUCAUCACCAUCAGAGAUGAGCCACCUUCUUUCCUGGAUAUUGGAGCAGGAGGGGUACGUCUUUCCAGGGAAGCUGGAGGUCACCCAGAGUAGAGGAAGAGGUAUUUUUACCGAAUGCAAUGUGCAUGGGAUGAAUUCCAGGAAUUUUCUUUCUGCUGGUGUCACCAUCUCUGGACCCACAGGGCAACAGAGCUGGAGAGUGACAAUGACUUGCUGCAAGUCACAGGGCCGCGUAGGGACAGGGACAGGGCUACAUAACAAGUUCUUCGAGGCCGUGACCUAAUCAGAGAGACCCUCUGGUGGGGGUACUGGUUGCGCAUCGAGUGCAUCGACUUUCUACUUCUCAGGCCUGAAACAAUGAGCUGGAUCAAUCCGUUGCUUUUGACUGCCAAUAAGUGCUGCGCGCUGAUUGGUCCUGGUUAAGGAAACGGAAGAAAAGGUGUGCACGUGGGACCUGCGGCGAGAGGCCUGGGCGCCGGGACGGAGCGCGUCUUGGGAGAGACCAUGGCGUCACUGAAUUGCAGCACCGCUGUCUGCGUUAUCUGUUUGGAGAAACCCAAAUACCGCUGCCCCGCCUGCCGCGUGCCCUACUGCUCGUUGACCUGCUUCCGGGAGCACAAAGAGCAGUGCAACCCUGAAACUCGUCCUGUCAAGAAAGAAAUAAGAUCGCAUCUUACUGCAAAAACUAAAAAGCCUGUGGAAAACACAGAUGAUGAUGACGACUCUGUAGCUGAUUUUCUCAAUAGUGACGAGGAAGAGGACAGAGUUUCCUUGCAGAAUUUAAAGAAUUUAGGGGAGUCUGCAGCGCUGAGAAGCUUACUGCUCAGUCCACACCUUAGACAGUUGAUGGUCAGCCUCGAUCAGGCAGACGACAAGGCAAAGCUCAUGCGAGCCUGCAUGCAGGAGCCUUUGUUUUUGGAGUUUGCUGACUGCUGUUUAAGGAUCGUGGAACCGUCCCCGAACGAGGAUUCUUAAGGUGGAUUAUUGUGCUGCCUGCUCCUCCCAGGAGGCCAGCUCGUGUGGGGCCCUAGCAGGGGCGGCGCUUUCCGGACAUUGACCGGCUGACCUCAGGUAGGUCCUGCACAUCCUUAUGUCCAUUGCUGCAGGCUGGGGUGCACGCGGAUGGAGGUACUCCAGGUGGCAAACCCAGGUGGCAAACCCUUUAUGGAGAGAGAACUUGACAUUCAGAUGGUUGUUUUUAAAUGUUUUAUUUUCGGUCCAAUUAAGACAUAAAUGAUAUGGUUUUCACACCCAUUUGAGUUAAGACUCGAUCAGUGUUUCAGAAUUAAAGUGGUGGUUCUGUGGUGCAUUGCAUUGCUUGUCAUUCUUGAUUCAUAAUCUAGUUGCUUGAAAUUACAUUAAACAACAAAUAUUUAAAUAGUAAGCUUUGUUCCUUUUAAAGGAACUAAAAGGCAAAAUUUCAGCCAAAAUUUUAGAGCUCAUUUCAAGCUGACUUUGCCUGUGGGGUUGGAGGAGGGGGUACCUGCUGUCCAGCACCACCGAGUGGGUUCUGUGAAGGCCCUAAAGUUUCUUAAUCCAGGUUUGGUAGCUACCAGCCCUGACACCUGUCAGGGCUGGAGGCGUAGAUCGGCGCCCCGGGCCACUGGUGCAGCUGCCGCCCCGGCCUGGCCAGCAGGCUGGAGCCACGGCUCCCGAUGUGUGCUCCGAGUCGCUGUGGGAGUUGUUUGGCAGCUGUGUGUUGAUUAGAUGUCUUUGGCAAGGCAGCUGGCAGGAAAAGGCCGUGGAGAAACAAAGGCACCAGGGAGGGCCCAGCCAGGUGAGGAUGGAAUGUGAGGAGAGAUCACACGUGGCCCAGCCUGUGUCUUUCCAGCAGGAUCUGAUUAAAGCCAGUAACACUGUUGGGCGAAGGUUCAGGGCAGAUGUCAGCAUAGCGCAGUGGAGACUUCCUGCAGUGAAACUUUAUCGAACCCUGGGGAAAGAGAUGCAGCUUAACCCCAGCUCCCAGGAGUGCCAGGGCUAAAGGUACCUGACAGAGUGAACGCUAGAAAUGCAGGGAGGCAGGGACAUGUAAGUAAGUACCCAAGUGAGAGUCACAGCAGUAGCACGAUUGAGUUAGUCAAUGUUGUUGUCUUCUCCUUAUUCUAAAACAAUGGCAAAGUCCAAAACAGUAUUAAAAUAUAAAAUUCCACAUCCAUUCAAUGUGAGACAGAUGAGGAAACACUAGGAGGGAGCUCCCCCAUACUAGGAGUAUGGCCUGUUACAUUCUUAUGCCUGCUUAAAGAUGGAAGAUCAAAGAACUGCACUUCUGUUUACACUCUGGCUGGCCUGUGUGUUGUCAUGGAGAUUUUAUCUAGAUUAGGAAAUUCAGUGUUUCCUUCCUUCUGCCUUGUCAGUGUCACCUAAUCCUUGUAAAAGGUUGCUAUUAGCCCUUUUCUGUGCUGGCUGGCUCUUUCCCUGGCUGCUCUUAAUAUAAAUUCUUGGCCCACUGACUCACGUGCUUGUCAUUUCCUCGGCUGGAAUAGGAUAAACCAAAGACUACAACUUGGGGAGAACAAGGUGCCGUCAUCACAACCACAAUUUUUUGGAAGUUGGGCUAAUUUAAAGGCGAUUCAGAGGAGACGCUAGAUCAUUUAGAGGCAGCUUUUAAAAAGUGAAAGGGCUCUGGAAAACCCCUCCUCGUAACAAUGCGAGGGACGUGCAGGCUUCUGGUUUCCCCAGCAGGGUCAGGAGGCUCUUCUCGCAGCCUCGGUCCUGCUCCUGCUGUGACUCCCGGGCUCUGCCCCCUGCCCUCCACAGUGGGGCGUGAGGGAUCUGGAGCUGUCCUGGCAGGACGGCCAGCCCGUCACACGGCUCACCUGAGGCAGCGCUCGGAUGGACGUGACUCCAGCUUGUUCUUGUGCUGUCUGGACAGUGUAGCUGCUGGGGCUGCCCACGGGGAGCGGGAGGCAGGCGAAGACCACCAGCUUCCUCCGGAAGCCAUAAGCACCCACGGCGGCGUUGGCCAGGACCAGUCCCAGGGGCCAGAAGCGGGUUACUGCCCCCAGGAGCCUGGUCUGUGCCUGGGGCAGUGGCGAGGAGCUCGGGGAACAGGUGACUUGAGACGAGCGUUGUUCUUCCACACCAUCCAGUUCUUUAGAAGCCAGGAAGGCCAUUCUAAUCUUAAACAGAGAACACCACUUUAUAGCUUUCUCUUAAUGCAAAACAGAAUCCAAAAGUCUCUUUAAUAAUUCAGCUUAACAAGGUGAACUGAAGGGCACCUGGUUUGAUGUGGCACAACUUUAUGGCCAAGGCAGCUGUGCUGAGGCCUUACAUAUGCUGCUUUAAAAAACUAACAGCCUUUGGGGUGUGCUCAGAGCAGGGAGUCUGAAGAAAUGGCUCGUCUGUUUACAACACACCCGACAGGAAUCAGGGUUCAUUGUGACAAGGGGCACAAAACUUGUGGCCUUCCUAUGAACAGAUACCCAACACAUAUCCCCCCUUCACCUGCACGUGGCUGCUGGGCAGGACCAGUGGGACAGGCCUCAGUACUGGAAGGAAAGCUACAGUAUUCAGUGGGGGAGUUUGCCACCUGGAGCCUGUCCGGUCCACGUGUGGCUGGGCCGUGAGUGGUGUUACAGGCAUAAAGACUUUGAACCCCUCUCUUCAAGGAAAAAAGAAAAAUAGAUUCCGUGUAUAUGCCAUUCUGGAAAAGGCAAAACAAUGGAGACAAUAAAAAGAUCAGUGGUUGCCAGGAGUUUGCGGGGGAGGGAAGAUGAAUACAUAGAAUACAGAAGUUUUUAUGAGCAGUGAAAAUACUGUGUAUGACACUAUAAUGAUUUUAUGUCAUCAUACUAUCGUCCAAACCCACCAUAGAACGUGCAACACUAUUCACUUCAUAAAGCGAACCCUAAGAUGAACUAGGGACUUUGGUGAUUAUGAUGUCAGUGCAGUUCAGCCUUAGUUUAAAAAAAAAAGUCUUAAAAAGAAUUAACACUCAGGGUAGACUUUUUGGCAAAACCUUUGUUUCACUUUUAUAUAUGUAUACACGUUAUAUAUGUGUCUGUUGGACUGUAAUGUAAAAUGUGCUUUUUAGAAUAAAAAAGUUUGCAGGUUA